This is a messenger RNA of Puntigrus tetrazona (Sumatra barb), 7784 nucleotides long. It is a transcript of the gene pik3ca, whose product is annotated as phosphatidylinositol-4,5-bisphosphate 3-kinase, catalytic subunit alpha. The coding region runs from base 300 to 3509 and encodes 1069 amino acids. Gene Ontology annotation, cellular component: cytoplasm; plasma membrane; phosphatidylinositol 3-kinase complex, class IB. Gene Ontology annotation, molecular function: 1-phosphatidylinositol-3-kinase activity; 1-phosphatidylinositol-4-phosphate 3-kinase activity. Lineage: Eukaryota; Metazoa; Chordata; Actinopteri; Cypriniformes; Cyprinidae. The transcript is spliced from 21 exons. The record is from RefSeq and is a predicted model, not a curated record. Gene Ontology annotation, biological process: phosphatidylinositol-mediated signaling; phosphatidylinositol 3-kinase/protein kinase B signal transduction; cell migration.
GCCGCUGCUGCUGUGAUGAUGGAGAGGCGGUGCGUGUCAGAGCGGGGCGGCUAGAGGCCCGGCAAAGCCCCGCGCUGGAUUUACAGCCCUGACCGAGCGACUGAACACCAACAGCGGAUUGCCUCACAACAACUCGUCGACGGUAUAAUUCAGUGGAUCUGAAGAGAAGUUUUAAAACAAGCUGGAGGCCUAACUAUGAUGGACAUUUACUUUUACAUGUGGCCCUGACAUCACACCAAGGAGAAGCGGAGGUUGGAGAUUUUUAUUUUUCCUUUUAAAAAUUGUGAGGACUUCACAUCAUGCCUCCAAGACCCUCCUCGGGAGAGCUAUGGGGCAUUCAUUUGAUGCCCCCCAGGAUUCUGGUGGACUGUCUACUGCCCAAUGGCAUGAUCCUGACACUAGAGUGCCUCCGGGAGGCCACUCUCAUUACAAUCAAACAUGAACUCUUUAAAGAGGCUAGGAAGUACCCCCUCCAUCACCUGCUUCAGGAGGAGACCUCCUAUAUUUUCGUCAGUGUAACGCAAGAGGCAGAGCGUGAGGAGUUCUACGACGAGACGAGAAGACUUUGCGACCUUCGGCUAUUCCAGCCCUUUCUGAAGGUCAUUGAACCUGUAGGAAACAGAGAGGAAAAAAUCCUCAACAGAGAAAUCGGUUUUGCCAUCGGUAUGCCAGUGUGCGAGUUUGAUCUAGUGAAGGAUCCUGAGGUGCAGGAUUUUAGGAGAAAUAUUCUUAACGUCUGCAAAGACUCAGUAGAGCUACGAGAUGCCAGUGGGGCACACAGUCGAGCGCUAUAUGUUUAUCCUCCUAACGUGGAGUCUUCACCAGAGCUUCCAAAGCAUAUAUAUGGCAAAUUAGACAAAGGUCAAAUCAUUGUCGUUAUCUGGGUGAUCGUCUCUCCCAACAACGACAAGCAAAAGUACACACUUAAGAUCAAUCACGACUGCGUACCCGAGCAGGUGAUCGCUGAAGCCAUCAGGAAGAAGACCAGGAGCAUGCUGCUGUCAGCCGAGCAGCUAAAGAUGUGCGUGCAAGAAUAUCAGGGCAAAUACAUCCUAAAAGUCUGUGGCUGUGAUGAGUAUCUGUUGGAAAAGUACCCCAUUAGUCAAUACAAGUAUGUACGGAGUUGCAUUAUGCUUGGUCGGUUGCCAAACCUCAUGCUUAUGUCCAAGGACAGUCUUUACUCUCAGCUGCCUAUGGACAACUUCACCAUGCCCUCCUACGCCCGCCGGAUCUCCACCGCCACGCCUUACAUGAACGGAGAGGCCUCCACCAAAUCCCUCUGGACCAUUAACAGUACACUAAGGAUACGGGUUCUCUGCGCCACAUAUGUCAAUGUGAAUAUUCGGGACAUUGACAAGAUUUAUGUCCGAACGGGGAUCUAUCAUGGCGGAGAACAGUUGUGUGAUAAUGUCAACACACAGCGUGUGCCGUGUUCAAACCCAAGGUGGAACGAGUGGCUGACCUAUGACAUGUACAUUCCCGACAUCCCCCGGGCUGCUCGCCUCUGUCUCUCCAUCUGCUCUGUGAAAGGAAGGAAGGGGGCAAAAGAGGAGCACUGUCCACUGGCCUGGGGAAAUGUCAACCUAUUUGACUACACACACACUCUGGUCUCAGGAAAGAUGGCACUGAACUUGUGGCCAGUACCACACGGCCUUGAAGACCUCCUCAACCCCAUUGGGGUCACGGGUUCCAACCCUAAUAAGGAAACCCCAUGUCUAGAGCUGGAGUUCGACCAUUUCAGCUCACCUGUUAAGUUCCCUGAAACGUCCAUGAUUGAGGAUCACGCUAACUGGAUAAUAUCCAGGGAGAUGGGAUACAAUUACUGCCAGUCUGGACAGAGCAGUAGACUGGCUCGAGACCAUGCCAUGACGGAGGCGGAUAUAGAGCAACUCCGUCAGCUGAGCAACAGGGACCCGCUUUCUGAGAUCACUGAGCAGGAAAAAGACUUCUUAUGGAGGCACAGGCAGUAUUGUGUAAAUAUUCCAGAAAUCCUGCCAAAGAUUCUCCUGGCAGUGAAAUGGAAUUCCAGGGAUGAAGUUGCACAGAUGUAUUGUCUUCUCAAAGACUGGCCCGCAAUAAAGCCAGAACAAGCCAUGGAGCUGCUUGACUGUAACUAUCCUGAUCCAAUGAUCCGAGACUUUGCAGUUCGGUGCCUUGAGAAGUAUCUGACCGAUGACAAACUCUCGCAGUACCUCAUUCAGCUGGUUCAGGUUUUGAAGUAUGAGCAGUAUCUUGAUAAUCCACUGGUGCGAUUUCUGCUGAAAAAAGCUCUUACCAACCAGAGGAUUGGCCACUUCUUCUUUUGGCAUUUGAAGUCAGAAAUGCACAAUAAAACCGUGAGUCAGCGGUUCGGUCUGCUUCUGGAGUCGUACUGUCGGGCAUGUGGCAUGUACCUGAAGCACCUGAGCAGACAGGUGGAAGCCAUGGAGAAGCUCAUCAACCUCACAGACAUUCUCAAACAGGAGAAGAAGGAUGAAACUCAGAAGGUGCAAAUGAAGUUCCUGGUGGAGCAGAUGAGGCGACCGGACUAUAUGGAUGCACUCCAGAAUUUCACCUCUCCACUCAACCCUGCCCACCAGCUGGGUAACCUACGACUUGAAGACUGCAGAAUCAUGUCCUCUGCCAAGAGACCGCUCUGGCUGAACUGGGAAAAUCCUGACAUCAUGUCUGAACUUCUCUUCCAAAACAAUGAGAUCAUCUUCAAAAACGGGGAUGAUCUGCGUCAAGAUAUGUUGACACUUCAGAUCAUCAGAAUAAUGGAGAACAUUUGGCAAAAUCAGGGGCUGGACCUGAGAAUGCUCCCCUAUGGCUGCUUGUCUAUUGGAGACUGCGUGGGUCUCAUCGAGGUAGUGAGAAGUUCCCACACCAUCAUGCAGAUUCAGUGUAAAGGAGGUCUAAAAGGGGCACUGCAGUUUAACAGUACAACGCUGCAUCAGUGGCUAAAAGACAAGAACAAGGGCGAGAUGUACGACAUGGCCAUCGACUUGUUUACACGGUCCUGCGCUGGCUAUUGUGUGGCCACUUUCAUUCUGGGCAUCGGCGACAGACACAACAGUAACAUCAUGGUGAAGGAUGAUGGGCAGCUGUUUCAUAUAGAUUUUGGUCACUUUUUGGACCACAAGAAGAAGAAGUUUGGCUACAAGCGAGAGCGAGUGCCAUUCGUCUUAACUCAAGACUUUUUAAUUGUGAUCAGCAAAGGAGGAACCCAAGAGUGCACUAAAACCAGAGAGUUCGAGAGGUUCCAGGAGAUGUGCUACAAGGCUUACUUGGCAAUCAGACAGCAUGCCAACCUUUUCAUAAACCUCUUCUCCAUGAUGCUGGGCUCAGGCAUGCCAGAGCUGCAGUCCUUUGAUGACAUCGCUUACAUCCGAAAGACCCUGGCGCUGGACAAAACUGAGCAGGAGGCCCUAGACUAUUUCAUGAAGCAAAUGAAUGACGCUCACCACGGCGGAUGGACCACAAAGAUGGACUGGAUCUUUCACACCAUCCGACACCAUGCCCAAAACUGAGCCGACACAGAUCCCAGCCCACUGGUGGAAUUUGGGGCCGGAUAACAGGCAGAAACAAGACCCUUUUUGUAGGAAGCACUGCCUGAUUUAUGCCAUGGAGAAUCACAGCACCCAAACCUCAUGUACAAAUGACCUUCAGAGCACUAAAACAACCCGGAAGGACAUCUUUUUGUGUCCUCUUGUUUAUUUUUUAUUUUUUUCCCCAUGUGAGGCAUCUCUUAACCAUCAUUGUCCGGAGUGGUUGUAUGUUCUAGCUGUAGUUUUCCCCCAAUUUUUUUUUUCUCUCCACAUUGUGCUGCUCUUUUUCCUGGAGAGUCAAUUCCUCUUCUUAUUAUUAAUAUAUAUAUAUAUAUAUAAUUUUUUUUUUUCUGCGAAAAACAAACCAUUGAAGAAAAAAAAAAAAAGUUCUGCACUCUUCAGGAGCUUUUGUGGGGAUGUUCAUGUCUUCCUGUUUAAAACUACAAAUGCCUUCUAAUAUGCACGGAACCUCUGAGAACACUAGAAAAACAGGGUAUGAAACUUUCUGGUCUGCUACCUGGCCUUUCCUCUCAAAACCAACACUAACCCCGCGAAAGGCAGCCCGAGGCGUAGCAGUAUGAAUCUGAUGGUGCUGAUUUCUGAAUUGCGCUCCUGUCCUUUGAGUUCAGUUGGUUUAUAAUAGACGGAUGAUAAGGUUUCGUUCUUUUUUUUUUCUUCCUUGUAUGCACAGCGAGCUAAAAUGAUAGCCUGAAUACCUUAUUAUGCACUGGACGUGAAUAUUUUUCUUUCUUCUUUUUUUUUUUGUAUUAUUAUGAACUCACAUUUUGGCCUCACAGUAGCACUACAUGAGUCUCAAACUCAAACAGACUUUUCAGAGACAUCGGUAACAACAUGGGUUGUGUUCUCAAUAUGCACGUAACGCAUUACACAAUAACAGCGUAGGUUUCAUGAUAGAAAGAAAUAUUCAUUUUUAGGACUACGACAUGGGUAUUUUUGAUGGCCAGUACUGAUGGCGAUAAGUAAGCAAAUGAGUACUGAUUUCCCUUAUUUUACACAAUAUUUUAUAUUGAGUUUGUAGCUGAUGGGUUAAAAAUGAAUGGCCUGGCCGAUGUGUUUCAGUUUAUCACUAAUUGGGACAAAUAUUUUCAUUUUUACUUUUUUAUAGAUCAAUGCUGUUUUUCCAGUUCCAGUGUGCAAAACAUUACAGGAAUCCAGGUUAUCGGCUCUCUGUGUUUUCUCGGUUGUCUGGUGCAGAGUAAUGAUUGUGACUACCGGAUGCCCUGGCAGCGUGCAGAUUUGAAGCCUUAAUACACUCGCAUAGUAUGAAUCGAUAUUCUUCUCCAUGUGCCCUUGCAUGCCACAGGAAAGCAAACACGUUGGCGCUGAGCGGUUACGAAAGAACAAAAUGGCUUUUUCUUCCCUUUCAGUUGAGUCGCUGUAUCACUGGGUACUUUAUUUUACUGCUAAAGCUGGCAAGACCUUUCCUGUUAGCCUGACUUCUUCUUUUUUUUUUUUUUUUUUUUUAAACAGAUACAACUCGUAGAUUGCUUGAGAAGCAUUAAAGGGAUAAUCCACCCAAAAUCUUUAGGUUUUUAUUGAUUUUUUUCAUAGAAUUUCCAAAAAAAUAAGAUCGGAAGUCAAUGGAAACCGAAGCUGACUGAUUAUCAGCAUCGUGCGAAAUGGCUUCUUUUGCAUGAAGGAAGUCAGUCGUGCAGGGUUUGAACGACGUAAGGGUCAUUUUGGGGUGGACUGUUUCUUUUAAGAAAGAUGGUGCUAUGUAGUUAAACGUUGAAAGAUUCUAUAGACGAAAUGGAUGUUUUAGACGGUGAAAUGGCUUCAAAUGUAUGACACUGGUAAAAUAUCAUUUACCGAUGACACUACAGUACAGUGCAUUUAUAAUAUCUAUCUACAGAUACAUUUAUAUGCAUACAUGCGUGCGUGCGUGUGCGUGUGUGUGUGUGCGCGCAUGUAUACACACACACACACACACACAUACAUUCUGUCCCCCUUCUCUUUUUUUUUCAUUAGUGCAGACAAAGUACAGUGAAUGUUUCAUGGUGCAGGAUCAACAGGUCUCAAAUGUGGUGUUACAGGGCUGAGCAAAUUAGAGUAAAAAGAAAAUGAGGGUAGUUAUCUUUUAAUUUGAUCAAAUGAAUUAACUCUGCGCCCUUUUAAGUCAGGUUAAGUGCCUUGCAUGUGGCUGUAAUGGCAGUGUUAUGUUCGAGCUGCUCGCUUCGCCUGUUGGUUUACCAGCUUUCUGGAUCACCUCAGCAGGUUGAUUCCCUACCAAAUCUUCACCUAUUAAAAGGGAUAGUUCACCCAAAAAAAAACAUUUGCCCACCGUCAUUUCAAACCUGUCUUCUGCUGAACAGCUAAAGAAGAUUUUUUGAAUAACCCAACUGACUUGUAUUUAAAAAAAAAACAACAAAAACAUUUUUCAGAACAUUUUUAAUGUUUGGAGCGACAUGAGUGGUGACCAUUUUCUUUUUAGGGUGAACUACCUCAUUGGGCACAAAUUCAGAUGUUCUCUUUCUAUCCCUUCUCGGCCCCUGUCGGUUAAUCCAAGCCCCUGACGUGUUUUUGCAUUACUUUAAAGCUGUGAAAAUGUACAUUUUACUAAUGAGGUGCAAUCGUGCUAUUUAAAUGGAUAUAUGGCUACUGGCAGGAACUGACUCCUGAGUGCCCGUUUUUUUCUCGCCCGUUUUAUGUGCGUUGUGUUUUCCUCAAAAGGAAAGUCGGCGAUCAUACUCGCGUAACCGCCCGAGACGUUAAGGAUCGGAUGAAAACCAGAUAGGAAAAACACAAGGAAACGACGCGCGCUCAUUUCCGUGUCGCAGUCUGACAAGGUCUUUGCGGAGCUCAAAUACUGGGCAACAUCUAACAAUGCAAAUCAUAAUGAAUGAGUUUGUUUUUUUUUUCUACUGUUUUUAAGUUCAAAACGGUGUCCUGAGUACUAUUGUAGUAUUCCACAUUUAUGCAUUUUUUUUUUUUUUUUUUUUUGGUAAACGUUGCAACUCUUAUAUGCAGUAAACGAAUGAGCAGAGAUACACGUGUCAGACUGAUGUAUGCAGGUGGUUCUUGCACUUUUUAUUCCUUCGUAUUUUUAUUCUCUCUUUGCCUUCGGUCCCGAGGGACGCUUUAGUCUCCCGCAUGCGUUUUUAACCCCAUGUGCUCAUUUACUGCCUGAAACUGAGAUCAGCUGCGUUAGAGCUUAGUCACGGCGAAGCAGCCUUAUGUUAGCUCUCUUGAAGCCAUUUUUAAUGCAUGGUUCUGUUCACGUGUGUUUUUGUCUGUACAGGUUACAGAUCUGCUUGGGCUGGACCCGCUAAAAAGCCCAUUCACAAACGUCUAAUGUAAUCGGUAGCUUUCCAGUUUACUUUUUAAUCAUUUUAAUGACUUGCAAACAAACUAUUGAGGUGCAGAAAUCCUGGAGUCUUUUGUAUGACAAAGGAAAAUGAGAAAAAAAAAAAAAAAAAGGAGUUGAACUACGAAAACGUUUGAUAAGUUUCAGUUGUUGUACUUGAAAAUCAUCGCUCAGAACCGUUUUUGUGUGUGUGUGUGUGUGUGUGUAGACUACAAAGCCGUCAAUGUUACAUAGCACUGAAGGUUUACCUGCAUAGGCAAUUUCAUACCGAUUGUGAAUGUUUCAGUGGUUUGGUAUGGAGUCUCUUUACAGUUAGAAACUCUACUACACCAAUAAAAAGAGAGAAAAAUGACCAUUUAAAUUGAAAGAAAACUAAAGUAUAAAUUUGUUUGCUAUUGUGUGAAGUCUAAAAGAUGGAGGAUAUAGAAAAUUCUAUUUAAUGGAAGGUCAAAGCAGUUUUUUUUUUUUAACGCUUAUGUUUCUCUCUCUGUAUUGCUGUUGCAUAUUACUCAUUUAUGUGUUGAAUUAUGAUGUCAUAAAGAUAUAAUUUUCUUUACUAUCAUUAUUAUAAAAUUAUAUAUAGCGGGCCAAAUACUUUAUUUACCUCUUUUACUUCCUUGCAUGAGAUGAGAUAAAAAAAUUAAAAAAAAAAAGGAAAAAAAGAGAAAAGUUUAAGAAGUUGCCCUAGUGUUUUAUUUUUUGUUUGUUUGUUUGUUUUGUUUUGUUUUGUUUUUUUAAAGAUGUAAAGGAUUUUUGGCCUAUGACUGCACCCAUCACAAACCAUCUAUAAACUGCCAUCAGUUACAAAGCCUCAUAUUCAUUUCUAUUCGAUUUCAUUGUGCACCUCAGUUCAAAGGUAGCUUUGUAUCCAGUCUGUCUUCAAUAUUUUGAGUGUUAUGUGACUAUGUACAAAUAAACGUAUUUCAAGAAAA